AUGGAAGAUUACACUGGUGGAGUGAGAAGAAUCCACGUGGCGCAUUUGAGGGAUAAGAAGCUGGGAAGAAACUUGCUCGAGGAGAAGAGAGAAAGUAGCGAGAUCAUCAUGAGAGGUCAGGAAGAGGAAGCGCCGCCGACGAAGAAAUUUGGAAACGUAUCCGACAACGACAGAUCCGAAAUCUACAGCCAGGCGGGGGCAGCCGCGGCGGUGACCGCCGGAGAGUUGACUCCGCCGACGCAGCGUAGAUUCGCUAGUCCUGGAUUUGUUGCUAAUGGCGGCCUCGCUCUCGGGCUGCAAUCGAACGUGGACGUCCAGAAUAAUGGGAUGAUGGCCGGCGUCGCCUCCGGGAGCGUAGGAAGCAGGGAAAAUGCGGAAUAUUCCAGCAACCGGAACAGGGAAGACGACGACGAUAGCAGGUCGGGGAGCGAAAACUUGGACGCCAUCUCCGGCGACGAUGCCGAUCCGGGGAUUAAUAGUAGUAAUCGUCGCCGGAGGAAGCGAUACCACCGCCACACCCCGCAACAGAUUCAAGAACUUGAAGCGAUGUUUAAGGAUUGCCCUCACCCGGACGAUAAGCAAAGGCAGGAUCUCAGCCGGCGGCUCCGCCUGGAGCCCCGGCAGAUCAAGUUCUGGUUCCAGAACAGGAGAACGCAAAUGAAGACGCAAAUCGAGAGGCACGAGAAUUCGAUACUGCGGCAGGAAAACGACAAGCUGCGAGCUGAGAACGUGCAUUAUCGGGACAUGAUGAUCAACCCCCGGUGCCCUGAUUGCGGCAUGCCGGCGACGCUCGGCGAGAUCUCGCCGGAGGAACAGCAGCUCCGGAUCGAGAACGCCCGACUCAAGGAGGAGCUCGACCGCGUCUGUACCCUGGCCGGCAGGUUCAUCGGCAAGUCGUUCUCUUCCCUGUCUGUCCCGGCGGCAACGCCCAUGAGCAGCAUCUUCGAGCUCGGUGCCUCCGUCGCGGCCGGCAACUACGCUGCCGGCGGGCUUUCCUUGGUUCCACCUUCAGUCGGCGCCCUUCAUCCGGACUACAACGCGGUGGUCAACCCGAUAAUCCCGCCGCCGCCGGGGAUGCAGGGGGGCGAGCGGGGUUUGCUUGUGGAGCUGGCUCUGGCGGCGAUGGAGGAGCUCGUGGCCAUCGCGCAGCUGGAGGAGCCGCUCUGGGUUCGUGGCUUUGACGGCGCGGCGGAGACGCUGAACUAUGAACAGUACUGCAAGUACCGCCGGAUCACCGGGCUCUCGCCGGUGGGAUACACGCCGGAGGCGACGAGGGAGUCCGGGAUGGUGCUCAUAAGCGCCAUCGCUCUCGUCGACACCAUGAUGGAUGCCAAUAAAUGGAUCGAAAUGUUCCCCUGCAUCGUCACCGCGGCGACCGUCGACGAAGUCAUAACACCCGGCGUCCCCGGAACAAGAGACGGAGCGCUGCAAAUCAUGCAAGCGGAGCUGCAAGUGUUGUCGCCGUUGGUGGCCGUCCGCGAGCUCCGCUUUCUCCGGUUCUGCAAGCAGCACGGGGAGGGAACUUGGACCAUCGUCGACGUAUCCGUCGACAGCAUCAGGAACGGCUGCGGGUUAAUCCCGGCGAGCUGCCGACGUCUGCCUUCCGGUUGCCUGGUGCAAGAUAUGGCUAAUGGCUACUGCAAGGUGACGUGGGUAGAACAUACCGAGUACGACGAAGAGCAAGUGAGUCAAAUGUACAAGCAUCAUCUACGCUCCGGCACGGCCUUCGGCGCUGGCCGGUGGGUCGCCGCCCUGAGGCGCCGCUGCGAGGUCGUCGACCUUCUCACGUCCUCCAUCGCUCGCCGCGACCUCGACACCGGCAUGAUGCUUGCGCAACUCAGCAUGCUGAAGCUGGCGCAAAGGAUGACGCGGGCGUUCGCUGCCAGCGUGUGCUCGUCGGCCGUCGGGGAGUGGCGCAAGUUGGAGCAGGAUAAUCACAUCGCCGUCACCGCGUUGGCGGCGACAUCGAGCGUGAUGACGAGGAAGAGCUUUCCGGAGGCAGGAGAGCCGCCGGGUAUUGUGCUCUGCGCUUCGACGGCGGUGUGGAUGCCGGUGGCGCAGAGGCGGCUGUUUGAUUUCCUCCGCGACGAGAGCUGCCGGAGCCAGUGGGAUGUGCUCGGAGACGACGGCCCACUUUACAGGAUGACUCACCUCGCCAUGGGACACGACGCGGCCAACGCCGUCGUCCUCCUCCGCUCCGCCGCGGCACAGCAACUGAUCAUUCAAGAGACGAGCAUCGACGCCUCCGGCGAUGCGAUGGUGGUCUACGCGCCGGUGGACGUGGGGUCGAUGCACCAAGUGAUGAACAACGGCGGAGACCCGGCGCACGUGGGGCUCCUCCCGUGUGGCUUCGCCAUCCUUCCAGACGCGAUGGGCGGAGCCGGCGGGCUGAACUCCGGCUCGCUGCUCACCGUGGGAUUCCAAAUCAGCCACCGGACGGCGAGUGUGACCCCGGAGGCGGUGGAGAUGAUCAACGGCCUCGUCUCUCACACUCUGCAAAAGAUCCAAAUCGCCCUCAAUAUACUUACCAAUUGA
This is a messenger RNA of Zingiber officinale, 2535 nucleotides long. Its product is annotated as homeobox-leucine zipper protein HDG1-like. The coding region runs from base 1 to 2535 and encodes 844 amino acids. The record is from RefSeq and is a predicted model, not a curated record. Gene Ontology annotation, molecular function: DNA binding; DNA-binding transcription factor activity, RNA polymerase II-specific; lipid binding. The transcript has 9 exons. Gene Ontology annotation, biological process: regulation of DNA-templated transcription. Lineage: Eukaryota; Viridiplantae; Streptophyta; Magnoliopsida; Zingiberales; Zingiberaceae.